AUUAUAGCCCUGUAGGCUACGCUGCUGAGUAAGAUAUUCAAAACAAUGGCUCCAUAGAUCAUUUAGUCAUCAUGAUGGGUAUAAAAGUGACAGAGUUUCCCUGGUUGAACUAUCAGUGGUAUCAGGGAUAGGAUUAAGCACCAAAAUGGGCAGAAUCAUCUUCUACGAGGACAAGAACUUCCAGGGUCGCUCCUAUGAGACCAGCAGCGACUGCCCAGAGCUCACCUCCUACCUGAGCCGCUGCAACUCCUGCAGGGUGGAGAGCGGCUGCUUCAUGGUCUAUGAGCGUCCCAACUUCAUGGGCCAACAGAUGCUGGCAAGGAGAGGAGAGUAUCCUGACAACCAACGGCUGAUGGGAAUGAGCAUGAGCGACUGCAUCCGCUCCUGCCGUAUGAUCCCCAUGCACAGGGGCCAGUUCAGGAUGAGGAUCUACGAGAGGGAGAACUUCGGAGGUCAGAUGAAUGAGCUGAUGGACGACUGCGACAACGUCCAGGAUCGUUUCCGCAUGUCCGAGUGCCAGUCCGCUCACGUGAUGGACGGCCACUGGCUGACCUACGAGCAGCCUCAGUACAGAGGCAGGAUGACAUACCUGAGGCCCGGCGAGUACAAGAGCAUGAGAGAUAUGGGAAUGGGUCCCAAUGACACGAGGAUCGGCUCCAUCCGUCGUAUCAUGGAAUCUUGCUAGGCAAGGACUCAAAAAAAUGUAAUAAUCAGACUUCAUCAAUGAUCUCUCUGAGGACAAUACCUUGGCUGCAAAUGUAUGAGAUGAACUGCAUUGAUUAUCACUUUUGACCUGCUCCUGUAUGUCAAAGGAACAUUUGAUCUGUAGUGAAUUUCAACCCCUGUAUCCAACAGACUUCUAUUUCCUCUCGCUAUGAAAUGUGUCAUGUCAUACAUGCGACAAUAAAAAUAAACUAUAAAAAUACGAAAA
Messenger RNA from Cololabis saira (Pacific saury), 931 nucleotides. Its product is annotated as gamma-crystallin M3-like. The transcript has 3 exons. Gene Ontology annotation, biological process: lens development in camera-type eye; visual perception. Gene Ontology annotation, molecular function: structural constituent of eye lens. The record is from RefSeq and is a predicted model, not a curated record. NCBI's taxonomy places the organism in Eukaryota, Metazoa, Chordata, Actinopteri, Beloniformes, Belonidae. The coding region runs from base 146 to 685 and encodes 179 amino acids.